Molecule: messenger RNA, 1951 nt
Organism: Umbelopsis ramanniana AG
Lineage: Eukaryota; Fungi; Mucoromycota; Umbelopsidomycetes; Umbelopsidales; Umbelopsidaceae
Exons: 8
Coding region: 26-1654 (542 amino acids)
Biological process (GO): translational initiation
Cellular component (GO): eukaryotic translation initiation factor 3 complex; cytoplasm
Molecular function (GO): translation initiation factor activity; protein binding
Source: RefSeq, a predicted model, not a curated record
GGCUGAUUCAUAAUUCUUGUUGAUCAUGUAUCACGAUAACUACGAGGAAGACGAUCUUGCUGCCGAAGUUGAACUCGUCACUUCGGCUCAAUAUCCUCAGGAUGCUGAUGUUGAUGACGGUUUCGAUUCAGAAGGCGUUGUUUCUUCUCAAAAGCAACCUAUUGCUGUCGAGAUCCCUGACACCAUCAAGAACUUCAUCACCUACUUCCACAGAAAUGUUCUUGAGAAUAACAUUUACGAAUUGCACACUCUCUACGAGGUCACUUUCAACAAGCUCACUGACCGAUUCUACGCAAAGCAACCAUGGCCUGAGGCAGAACUUAUUUCUCCCCUCGUUGACGAUGAUCAAGUCUUUUUGACCUUGUACCGCGAAUUGUACUAUCGUCAUAUUUAUGCUCGUCUUUCGCCUUCCAUCCAAGACCGCUUCCACUCAUACGAGAACUACUGCGAUCUCUUCAACUAUAUCUUGAAUUCCGACUUCCCCGUUAACCUUGAACUUCCAAACCAAUGGUUGUGGGAUAUCAUUGACGAGUUCAUCUACCAGUUCCAGUCUUUCUGCAACUGCAGAAACAGAAUUAAGAACCGCUCUGAAGAGGAGAUUGCUUUGCUUCGUGACAACCCGCAAAUUUGGAGCUGCUACAGUGUUCUCAAUGUCUUGUACUCCUUGAUUCAAAAGUCUCGCAUCAACGAACAGCUUCUUGUUAACAAGAACGGAGGUGAUAUGUUGGAAGCUGCUGGUGAAUACGGUUCACGACCUCUCUACAAGAUGUUGGGAUACUUCUCUAUCAUUGGUCUCUUGCGUGUUCACUGUCUUUUGGGUGACUACACCUUGGCACUCAAGAUGAUGGAUAACAUUGAACUCAACAAGAAGGCUCUCUUCUCUCGUGUCAUUCCAUGCCACGUUACCACAUACUACUACGUUGGUUUCUCUUACUUGAUGAUGAGAAGAUAUGCUGAUGCCAUCAGAGCUUUCUCCACUGUCUUGACUUUCAUCCAACGAACCAAGCAAUACCAUACUCGUUCAUAUCAGUUUGACCAGAUCGCCAAGAAGUGUGAUCAAAUGUACGCUUUGUUGGCUAUGUGCAUUGCUCUCUGCCCAACUCGUCUCGAUGAGAACAUUCACAACCAUCUCCGUGAGAAGUAUGGCGACCAAUUGGCCAAGAUGCAAAAGGGUGAGGACAGCAUUAGUGUUUAUGAAGACCUUUUCCAGUAUGCAUGCCCCAAGUUUAUCUCUCCCAAUGGACCCAACUUCGAUGACCCUGCUUCCCUUUCACAGGUCAAUGAGCCUUACCAGCACCAUGCCAAGAUUUUCCUCAGUGAUAUACAUAACCAGACCAUGAUCCCAACAUUGCGAUCAUUCCUCAAGUUGUACACUACCAUGAGCAUCGAUAAAUUGGCAGCUUUCCUUGAAAUGGAUGCUGACGAGCUUAGAACUCAGCUUUUGAUGUUCAAGCAAAGAAGCCGCCAACAAAAGUGGAUUACCGGCAACCUCCUCGAAGGAGAUAUUGUCUCUACUUCUGACUUGGACUUCUGCAUCAAGCAGGACAUGAUUCACAUUGCUGAGAGCAAGGUUGGACGACGUUACGGUGACUGGUUCCUGAGAAAUAUUACCAGAUUCCAGGAUGUCAUUGCCACCUUAGAGCAUAAGAACUAAACACCCUUCCAUGAAAACAAAAUAGUUAUAAAAAAAGAACCCACAUUUUCAAAAAUCCUAUUCCAACCUAGCCAAAUUUCAUGUCGACUACACCAUCCUGUUUUUUCCGUUUCACUCAUUCAUAGAAAUGUUGUUUGGAUAUUAUAAAAGAAAAAAAGUCGCGAAGCCUGUGGUGUUUGUGUCUUCCCGGACAAAUUGAGCAAUGCGAGAACCUUUGAUAGCCAGCGGAAAGGUCAUCCGGCGUAAAGGCUCUUUGGUCUGCUCUGUGUUCCCCACCCAGUUGACGUUUUGCUAUGA